AUGGCAACCCCACCUCAUUCCCUCGACCACCUAAUCCUCUUCCUCCCUGUCAACCCCAGUACCACACUCCCCCAAAUUCCUCCAUCUCUCGCCUCAUCCUUCACCCUCAUCCCCGGCGGCCACCACGCCGACGGCGCAACCUCCAACACACUGGUCCUUCUCCAAGACGGAUGCUACAUUGAGCUCAUCUCCUUCUGUAACGCCUCCCUCGCCGAACAGCACUGGUGGGGCCCCAACCCAAAUUUCAACGGCUGGAAAGACUGGUGCUUAACCAAUGCUCUCCCCGCCGACGAGAACCAGAAAAUGGUGGCUGGCAGCCAUGCAGAUCCAAUCAGGGGUGGCAGACAGAGGCCGGAUGGCGUGAAGGUGGAGUGGGAUGUCACAUUUCCGCAUGGCGAAAAGGGUGGACAGGGAAGUAGGGGCCGCGUACCGUUCUUCUGCCAUGAUGUCACGCCUAGGGAAGUCAGGGUGCCAGUUGACCAGGAGAAGACGACGCAUCCGUGUGGAGCAUUGGGGGUCAAGGAAAUCCACGUUGUUGUGGAUGAAUUUGGGCUUUUUCCUGAUACGCGGGACGAUUAUGAGAAGAUUCUUGGUGAGCCUGAGAACAAAAAGGGGGGUUUGAGAUUUCGACUCAAGAGGGUGAGAGAGGUGGAGGGGUUUGAAUUUGGAGGCGCCGACGUUGUGCUGAACUAUCCUAGGAAUGAAGAGGAUAGGCGACGCGUUGCCAAGACUGGCUUUUGGUUUGGGGAUGUUGUACUUUUUGGAAAAGCGGAAGAGGGUAGGAAAAAGGGUGCUAGAGAACGGUUGGAUGUCACAGAUGGAGGAGACGGGGUUGGAGGUCUUUGGAUAGAAUAUGUUUGA
Messenger RNA from Pyrenophora tritici-repentis Pt-1C-BFP, 861 nucleotides. Lineage: Eukaryota; Fungi; Ascomycota; Dothideomycetes; Pleosporales; Pleosporaceae. The record is from RefSeq and is a predicted model, not a curated record.